AUGUCAGACUGCUUCGAGAAGUCGGAGCUGGUUGGCCGCGUGAAAGAUGCCAUGGACCGUGGCGUCAAACCGGCAGCUUCCGCCUCCUCUUCAGCUUCCGCUUCCGCCACGUCUUCCACAGCUUCCGCCUCCGGAUCGAGCCAGUUCACCCAGUUUGGGGAGCUGCUGGAGACGCCCAGCCUCCAGCCGGAGGAGGGUGUCUUCAUCUUCCUGCAUGGCUUCGGCGACUCCGGCCGUGGCUUUGCAAGUCAGCUGCCGAAUUUGCUGCAGGUCCCGACUUUGCGCUAUGUCUUGCCGACCGCCCCCUCCAUGGGAGGCAUGCGCUCCUGGUUCGGGAUGGGCCCCGGCGCCACCUCGGAGAGCAUCGCCUAUGUGCAUAGCCUUGUCCGCCAGCAGCUUGCGCGCGGCGUUCCUGCCGACAAGAUCUUUCUAGGCGGAUUCUCUCAAGGCGGGUGCGUGGCAGUGCGGGCGGCGCUCUCGUUUCCGCAGCGUCUGGGCGGUUGCGUGGCGGCCUCUACUUUCCUGAGCUUCGGCGGGAGGAGCCCAGUGACCAUUGCCGAGCCCAACAGGCGCCUGCCGGUUCUCUGUGUGCACGGCGAGGCGGAUGGCGCUGUGCCGCUGAGCUCGGGCCAGGAGCUGACCUCCACCUUGAGGUCCCAAGGCGUGACUGUGGACUUCAAGAGCUAUCCGGGCAUGGGCCACGCCUAUUGCCCGGAGGAGGCUGCAGACGUCGCUGCUUUCUUGCGGCAGCGCCUUCGCCGGCCCAGCGUGGGCGGCGGCCGCAAGAGCCUGGAGAAGCUUACGGCGAAGGAGCUCAAAGCGCUGCUCAUGGAUGCCGGCAUCAGCACCAUCGAUUGCUUCGAGAAAAACGACCUGGUAGAAAAGGCUUUGCUGCUUUGA
Messenger RNA from Effrenium voratum, 900 nucleotides. The record is from the annotation of a GenBank genome assembly. NCBI's taxonomy places the organism in Eukaryota, Dinophyceae, Suessiales, Symbiodiniaceae.